AUGGCUAUGCUAUCAUCUCGGCCACUUUUAAAGAGGGCUAAAACAGUCAAUACCGAUAGAAGAAUUAAAACUAAAGGCAAACAGUCACAAAAUGAUCAGACGAGGAUCACUAUCAAUACAUCUCACGCAAAUUCAUCUUUCAAGGCGCUAUCAAAUUGCUUCAAAUAUUUGGGCAAUGGAUGGCACGAGGAACGUUGGGACAUUCUGUACGUAAAGUCUUGUGAUAUUUAUUGGCAUGAAAAAUCUUUAACCAGUCGAGAAAGAUUUAUUCAAGGAAAAGUCAAUAAAUUUCCAGGAAUGAAGGAAAUAGUUUGUAAAGCAAAAUUUGCUUAUUUACUAAAUCGACUACGAUCCCUAUUUCCUAAGCAUUUCUCCUUUUAUCCUCGAACUUGGAUUGCAUUACAAGAAAUGAUGACUGAAGUAAUGAAAUUAAGCCCGAAGGAGUUAAAUAGUACUACAUUUAUUGUUAAACCUGAUGGAGGUUCCGAAGGUCGUGGUAUAUUUCUAUUGCAAGGUUUAAAGCAACUGGAAGCGUUAUAUUUUCAAAUCACUGAAGCAGUUGUUAUACAAAAGUAUAUAUCAAAUCCGUAUUUAAUUGAUGGCUUUAAAUUCGAUUUAAGAUUAUAUGCCGUAUUAACUAAUUUAAAUCCACUCGAAACUUAUAUAUUCCGUGAUGGUCUAGCAAGAUUCUGUACUGUGCCGUAUCAAAUACCAAAUUUAAAAAAUCUUAGACAAACUUGUAUGCAUUUGACCAAUUAUUCAUUAAAUAAAAGUAAUCCAUCAUUUGUAUUGAUGAAUAAUCCCCACGAAGGUAGUAAAAGAACCAUAUCUUCGGUAUUAAAAAAUAUGGAAAAUUUGGGUCACUCUAUUGAUAUUAUUUGGUUUGCUAUCGAACAAUUAGUCGCUAAAACAAUUAUUGCAAUGUUACCAAGUUUAAAAAUUGAAUUUGAUAGCUGGAAUGCAAUUCAUAAAGUACCAGAUAACAAAUUUAGCUGUUUCCAUAUCUUAGGUUUUGAUGUAAUACUGGACGAAGAUUUAAAACCACAUUUACUUGAAGUUAAUGCGAACCCAAGCUUAAAUAUAGAGCACGAACGGUAUAAUAAGAGAGGAAUAUCUUCGAAUGUAAUUAGUCCAGUUGAUGAAUAUAUAAAGUGCCAACUAAUUGCCGAAACUUUAAAAUUGGUCCAGCCAUCAUUCAAAGCAAGUAAAGUGAAAAUUUCACAUAAUACAGAAAAUAUCGAAAAAACAACUAUCCAAUUUAGUAAUAUUUUUCCAAAGUUAAGUGAAGAAUAUUCAGAGCUAAGAAUUAUUGAAAGGGCUUGCCGAAUACCCAGCAAAGAAAUAUGUAUCGCCGACUUAGAUGUACUAUUUAUCAACAUGACUCGUAACUAUCGAUAUGGAUACUCUUGUAAAGCCAUUAAUACUGUACAUAACAAUGGAAAAUUACUCGAUUUUGAUGGAUUUUACGAAAUUUUACUAGUUAUAGCUAGAAAAAAGUUCUACAGUGACGAAUCGAUUAUCGAGCAUAUCAUGAAUAUGAUUGUAAAAUAA
Trichoplax adhaerens is the source of this 1551-nucleotide messenger RNA. RefSeq lists its product as uncharacterized. Gene Ontology annotation, molecular function: tubulin-glutamic acid ligase activity; tubulin binding. NCBI's taxonomy places the organism in Eukaryota, Metazoa, Placozoa, Uniplacotomia, Trichoplacea, Trichoplacidae. Gene Ontology annotation, cellular component: cilium. The transcript is spliced from 7 exons. Bases 1 to 1551 code for a protein of 516 amino acids. Gene Ontology annotation, biological process: microtubule cytoskeleton organization; protein polyglutamylation. The record is from RefSeq and is a predicted model, not a curated record.